This is a messenger RNA of Acanthamoeba castellanii str. Neff, 1569 nucleotides long. RefSeq lists its product as uncharacterized. Lineage: Eukaryota; Discosea; Longamoebia; Acanthamoebidae. The transcript is spliced from 5 exons. The record is from RefSeq and is a predicted model, not a curated record. Bases 1 to 1569 code for a protein of 522 amino acids.
AUGCGAAUCGAUCUCAAGAGUCAUGGCGUACCUGUGUUGGACAAGAACAAGCGGAUGGGUCUCAUGCUGUUGGUCCUCUUUGGCCUGAUAGGCUUCACCUUCUUCUACAUGUCCCAGCUCCCGGGACCAUUCUCGCCGGCCGUGGCGCACGCCCAGGCCUCUACAGCUUCUGUGCUCAACAACGACCCUCCAGCCCCAGCCUCGGCGCCAACAAAGUCAUCAUUGUCGUCAUCAUCGUCGUCAUCGACCCAAGAAUCGUCGAUGCCUGUCAAGAAGCCCGACGUCGGCAUGAAGCCGGUCAAGUCGAGUAGCAGCGGACGAGAGGACGACGACCUGACGACGGAGCUGCUCGAGGAGGAGCUGCGGCCGAGGAGGAGGCCGAGAUCCGCACUAUCGAGGCCGCCCUCCAGAAGCGCGAGGAGGAGCUGCGGCGGCGCGAGGCCGAGAUCAAGCUGCGCGCGGCCGAGAAGAAGAAGGAGGAGGCCGCAGCCGCGCUGGGAGGAGGAGCAGAAGCGGGUGGAGCUGAUGCUCGAGACGGGCCACGAGUACGUCAUGAUCGGCUCGGGCGUGGGGGGCCACCCCGGCUACGCCUUUGCCCAGGCCCCCGAAGAACCCACGCCCGACGAGCCGCUACUACUCGAAGAAGUCGUUGCAGAAGAAGAAGGAGGAGCCGACGAAGAGGUGCCGACAGAAGAGUACGAGGUGGUGGCGGAAGAGGGCACCGAGGUUGGGGAGGAAACGUACGAAGAGGGGACGUAUGAGGAGGGGGAAGGCAACGAGGAGUACUACGCAGGCCAAGAACAAGACCGAGAGUACGAGGAGGAAGCGCAGUACCAGGAGGAAGAAGGGCAGGAUGGUGGUGGGGGUGAAGAGGAGGAGGAGGGGAGGUACGGCGAGUACAACGAAGACUACGAGCAGCCUGAGGGCGAAGCGAACGAGGUCGAAGAAGAAGCAGUCGAGGAGGAAGGAGAAGGGGAAGUGGAGAUGGAGGAGCUGGCGGGCAAGAGUGAGAGUGAGAGCCAUGAGCAUCAGCACGACGCGCGACAGCGGGAGGAGGACGAGACGGGCGAGCACGUCCACACCCAGGCCGAGCGCGAGCGCGAGAUCGCCGAGGAGAAGCGCCAGCUCCUGGAGAAGGCCCGCGAGCGCGAGAGGCGGGCCAAGCAGCUGGCGCUCGAGCGGGAGCUGGAGCGCGAGAAGCGCGAGCGAGCCGAGGCCGCUGCGGCUGCGCUCAAGGCCAGGCGUGACGCCAGCGGCUACGGGGCGUCGUUCACCACGACCAGCUCUGCGGCGGCGGACAAGGAGGGCGCGAUGAAGACCUUCAACAAGAAGCUGCUGAAGAAGCAGGUGGAGGUGCUGCGCAAUAACAUCCUGGUGCGCGAGGAAACUCUUCGGGCGGCUGCGGCGACCCAGGGGCGGAACAAGGCCGGUGCGCGCUCGGCGGACAACAUCAAGCCCAACAAGAACAAGGUCAGCAGCAGCAGCAACAAGAAGAACGAGCAGAAGAUCAAGGCCGAGCUCGACAUCCUCAACAAGAAACGUAACAGCAUCGCUCGAAAGGCCAAGUGA